CUCUUCACUCGUUAUUGCUUCAGUCGACUAUUUGACUGCCGUCGCAUCCUCCUCGCCGUCUUUUCUCUCCUCCUCCUCCAGUCUUCCUUGUUUUUGCCUGAUAUCCCGGUGGUUGUCUUUCUGGACACCACAGUCUACUAGCAAUGGCCUCGCAAAAGCCGCAGAUCAACGAGAUCAACGUGCCUCUCAUGAGCCUCUCCCUACUCGAAGACCUUCUUCAGCCACUCACCCACGACAUAUUCCUCACCGCCUUCACCCGCGAAAAGCGCAGCCGGCUGCCGUGCCCGUCCUGCGGCGCCAUCCACAACUCGCGUGCCUCACCUGCCGCGCAGUCCGCGCUCGGAAAGGGAAACUACGUCAACAAGCCCGGCUUGGACAUCUACGGCCAACCCAAGCAGCAGGCAUCUGACCCGAACUCCUACUACGAAUGCUCCAACUGUGCGAGGAAAAUCGCAGUCUCGAGAUACGCUGCUCACCUCGAGCGGUGCUUGAGCGGUCGCAGUACAAGGACCAGAAAUGCUGCGAAUAGUAACUCCGGAACCCAAAGUGUGGCGUCACCAAUGUCCAUGUCUCCUUCGUCACCCUACGUGACCGAAGACGAGCCCUCGACCCCGAAACCCGCUACCAAAAAGCGCAAGAUUGCAAACGCCAAGCACUCGCACGCAAAGUCAGGCAAGACCCUGCCGACCUCACACAUGUCCGACGGCGCGUACUCCGACUCGGGCUCGACGAUAACGGUAAACGGUCGGUUAGCACACAGAGACUCUAAGCGUAAGGGCGACAAGACGCUUCCCGGCAGAACCUCGCCUCAGAAGUCUCAGGUUUCCAAGUUCUUGGACAGAGCUGGUAGUCCGUUGACUUUAUACUCAUCCGACUCGUCUGAUACCGAGGUCAGGAAAUUCCCGCUGUCGACGAGCUCUCCCAAGGGAGUCAAAGUUGAGCAAAUCUCUGAUAGCGACUAAGCUCUCCCACUCUCUUCAGAGAGAAGAUGGUUGAGUUGCGACGUCUCUGGUGCAUUUUUUACAGGAGUUUUAUACCCGCCCCCCGGUUUUGUUAACGUUUAAAGGCCUCUGUUUGGUAAACUCUCGUGUCCGACAUGAAAUUAAAUAGCGAUACGAGGUUGUUUGAGAGGGGCCGAUGAUUGUCAGGUUUUUUUUGAGUUUGUCCGUUUGUAAGGCUACUUUAUGUCUCUGUAGAUAUCGCGUUAAGUUGCAUUCUGAACU
Messenger RNA from Myxozyma melibiosi, 1223 nucleotides. RefSeq lists its product as uncharacterized. The coding region runs from base 144 to 962 and encodes 272 amino acids. The transcript is spliced from 3 exons. Lineage: Eukaryota; Fungi; Ascomycota; Lipomycetes; Lipomycetales; Lipomycetaceae. The record is from RefSeq and is a predicted model, not a curated record.